Andrographis paniculata is the source of this 480-nucleotide messenger RNA. Its product is annotated as secreted RxLR effector protein 161-like. The transcript has 3 exons. Bases 1 to 480 code for a protein of 159 amino acids. Lineage: Eukaryota; Viridiplantae; Streptophyta; Magnoliopsida; Lamiales; Acanthaceae. The record is from RefSeq and is a predicted model, not a curated record.
AUGUGUGUUCAAGAGGAUGAGAGACUAUUGAUGGAGGAAUGCAUCCCGCCAAUGCUAAUGAUAAAGGGAUGUUAUAUGAGGUACCUUCAAGGUACGAAGGAUUUCAUGCUCAUGUAUAGACAAACUAAUGUCUUGGAAGUGAUUGGCUACUCCGAUUUGGACUACACUGGCUGCAUUGACACUCGGAAAUCCACAUCGGGUUAUGUGUUCAUGUUGGCUGGUGGAACUAUCUCUUGGAGAAGUGCAAAGCAGUCUAUCACUGCUACUUCCACUAUGGAGGCUGAGUUUGUUUCAUGUUUCGAGACUAGCUCGCAUGGUGUAUGGUUGAAGAGUUUCAUAUCCGAGCUCAGAGUCGUUGACUCUAUUUCUAGACCGAUUAAGUUGUAUUGUGACAACUCUGUUGCGGCGUUUAUGGCUAAAAACAAUAAGAGUGGGAGUCGAAGUAAACACAUCGACAUCAAGUAUUUAGCCUUAAGAUAA